Adineta ricciae is the source of this 489-nucleotide messenger RNA. The record is from the annotation of a GenBank genome assembly. NCBI's taxonomy places the organism in Eukaryota, Metazoa, Rotifera, Eurotatoria, Adinetida, Adinetidae.
AUGAACCAAUACGUUAUUACUGUUGACUUUUGGUGUGAACAAAGAACCAAAGUACAUUAUGGUGGUGUAACCAUACAUACGUUUACAGAAGAACAUGGUUUUCAAGUUUUUGUUCUUGCUUGUAAACCAAAGGAUCUACCAAGUCAAUCAGAGUAUAAUAUUCGAAUAUUCACAGAUAAAAUACUUGAAUCAUAUGAUUUAGAUUUGAAAGUGACAUUUUUUAUUCGUAUUGGUUGUUCAGCACAUUUUAUCAACAAAAUUAUUGAACAUUCACUGUGCAAAAAAGAUAUUGAUUGUGAUGUUAUUCAACAAUUAUUUAAUAAUAUUCAUGAUAUCGUCGUUUACUUGAGAUCUUCUUCUAAUCAGUCGAAAUUGUCCAAAAAGUUGCAGUUGUUUUCAAAACCUCGAUGGAACAGUGCACAUGCUAUGAUUUGCAGUUUUAUUGAUGUUUUCCCCGAAUUAGCUUGUGUUAGUACUGACAAAGAUUGA